UUUAUAGAAUUGUUAUUAUUGACUUUUAAAUCGCUACUAUAACCUCCGAUUAUUUCUAUUAAAAUUUAUACACACUUUAUUUACUAAUGUCAGUAAAUUAUUUUUAUAUUUAGCCCCCUUUCCCUAAUAAUUAUAGAAAAUGACAACUUGCUAUAUAUCUUGUGCUUGCAAUCGUGUUCCACAUUCAAUUGAUUGGGGAAGAAAUAAAUUAAUUUGUUAUGCAGCAUGUAAUGCAGUGGCAAUAUAUAAUCCAGAUGUAUCAAAAAUUGGUAAAGUUUUGCAAACACUUCAUGGUCACAAAAAUCGAAUUAAUACAGUGCAAUGGAUUAAAUUCGGAAAUGAAGAUCCAGAAAUAGAAAUAUUAUCAUGUUCAUCAGAUGGUACUGCAAUUAUUUGGAGUAAUUUUCAUGGUUCUUUCAAAUGUACUUCUAUUUUAAAUGUGGGUGAAAUUGUUACUUUUAGUAAUUAUUUAUACCUUGAUAAUACAUUUAAUGAUACAUCUUUUAAUAAAUUAUUAAUUUGUACUGGCUCAAGUACAGGAGACUUAAAAUUAUGGCUAAGAAAUGAUGAUAAUAAUGUUGUAUGUUUUCAAACAUUAACAUUUGGAAGAAAAUUACCUAUAGAAGCUUUUAUAUCAUAUUUACCAUAUAGUAAUUAUUCUUUACUAGUGAUAGCUUUAGAUGAUUCUUCAAUUCAAUUAUACACUCAAAGUUCAAAAACUACAGAUUUAAACUUUGAAAAAGCUCAAAUUUUACUUGGACACGAAGAUUGGAUUAGAUGUAUAGAUAUUACGAAAGACAUAGAAGGAAAUAUUUUAAUAGCAACUGGCUCACAAGAUGCCACAAUACGUUUAUGGAAAAUUUCUAUACACAAAGAAGAAAAAUCAAUUGAAGAAAUACUUGAGCAAAAGAAACACUUAUUUGAAGUUAAUGGAAUAAAAUAUAACACUACUUUGGAAUCUGUUCUUUGUGGUCAUGAAGGCUGGAUAUAUGGUGUACAUUGGUAUCCAGUGAAAAAACAAGAUGGCAUCAAUCAUAAUUCAACAAAAUUAUUAUCUUGUUCUUUAGAUAAAUCAAUGAUUAUAUGGGAACCAGAUCCUGCUACUGGAAUAUGGUGUGAAACUGUAAGAGUUGGUGAAGUUGGUGGAAAUUCUUUAGGUUUUUAUACAUGCAAGUUUAGUCCGGAUGGAUUAAAUAUAUUGGCACAUAGUUAUCAUGGAUCCUUUCAUAUAUGGCAAUACACUAACUCAGCAAAAGAUUGGAUUCCAAGAUUUGCACCUAAUGGGCAUUUUGAAGAAGUAGUAGAUCUUUGUUGGGAUCCCAAAGGAAGAUUCCUCAUCACUACUAGUACAGAUCAAACAACACGAAUCCAUGCACCAUAUAAAGAUGGUUUAACAGAAUUGUGGCAUGAAAUUGGCCGGCCACAAGUGCAUGGAUAUAAUAUGGCAUGUUUAGCAAUAUUGAAGCCUUAUAUGUUUGCUUCAGGGGCAGAAGAAAAAGUAGUACGUAUUUUUACUGCACCAUCAAAUUUCAAAAAAUAUUUGACACAGAUUGCAGAUACAGAUGACUUCGAAAAUAUGGUAGCUGAAGGUGCUAAUGUACCGGCACUUGGAUUAACAAAUAAAGCAAUAUUUGAUACAGAAGUUAAAAGAAAUGAAAAUUGUUUAAAGAAUGAAGAUUACAAUCCAUUAACAGAGGAAGAAUUAAUGCAAGAUACACUUUGGCCAGAAUUACAAAAAUUAUAUGGACAUGGAUAUGAAAUAUUUUCCAUGGCUGCUAGAUAUGAUGGAUUAUUGUUAGCUACAGCAAGUAGAUCAACUUCACCGGAAUAUUCUACUAUAAUAUUAUGGGAUACAAAAAUAUGGUCACAAAUUCAAAAACUAUCAUCUCAUCAGCUGACUGUUACACAGCUUUCAUUCUCACCAAAUGGUAAAUAUUUAUUAUCUGUAUCUAGAGAUAGAAGAUGGUCAUUAUUUGAAUGCAAUGAAAAUUUUUACAACCUAGUUGCAUGUAGCUCAAAACGUGAUAAUCUUCAUUCUCGUAUAAUUUGGUGUUGUGCAUGGUCACAUGAUUCUUUAUAUUUUGUAACUGGAUCUCGAGAUGGUAAAAUUGGUAUAUGGGAUGAAACUGUAAAGGAAGUUAAACCUAUUGUACCAUUAACAAGUUUAGAUGUACAAAAUCAAUCAGUUACAGCACUUUCUUUUGCUCCAUUAAAAAUAGAGGAGUAUUAUAUCUUAGCUGUAGGCUAUGAAGCAGGUCACAUUGAAAUUUAUAAACUUAUAUUAAAAACAGAAGAUUGUCUGUGGAAGAAAUAUAUAAUGUAUAAUACUGCACAAGCUCAUCACUUAACUGUAAAGAGACUUGCCUUUAGGCCUCAAGAUAAUAAUCAGUAUAAUAAACUACAGUUAGCAAGCUGUGGAUCUGACCAUACUGUUAAGAUUUAUAAUAUUGAUACUUUCAAAAAUAAAGAUUUAUAAUUCUAUUAAAAA
Vespa velutina is the source of this 2488-nucleotide messenger RNA. It is a transcript of the gene Elp2, whose product is annotated as elongator complex protein 2. The transcript is spliced from 2 exons. NCBI's taxonomy places the organism in Eukaryota, Metazoa, Arthropoda, Insecta, Hymenoptera, Vespidae. Gene Ontology annotation, molecular function: protein binding. The record is from RefSeq and is a predicted model, not a curated record. The coding region runs from base 140 to 2476 and encodes 778 amino acids. Gene Ontology annotation, biological process: tRNA wobble uridine modification. Gene Ontology annotation, cellular component: elongator holoenzyme complex.